UAAGAAUCCUCGUUGGUUCUUUUGGAACAGUGUUCCCUCUACUCUCUCUCUAUUUUACUUGAAGAGCACCCGUUGAUCCUUUCUCGCGGUUUUGUCACUUGCUUGUUACCGUUGCCACACGCCCUGAGAAACGAAAAUAUUUGGCAAUGGAUGGACGGAAUUUUCGCGCGAUUGAUUCACAUUAUGUAUUUGACAGUUCUGAGGUGCGUUUCAGGCAUGCUGGCCCUGUACCACACACAGGUCGGCAAAUGUAUCGACGCAAUAGAAGAGGACUUUCCAGAACAACUCUUGGACGGGGAAAUUUUCCUGCCAUUGAGUUAGUCCAAGUUGAUGGUGUCGCGGUGCUUGUUAAUCAUUAUAUAGACACGGAAUUGCGCGUUGAAGAUAUGUCUUAUGAGGGAUUGAAUGCAUUGGGCCAGCAGAUUGGCCAUGUAAGCACUGGUUUAUCAGAGGAAAUAAUAACCAAUCAAAUGAAGACAAAAACAUAUUUAAUGGCUGCUAGUGCUGUUAAUUUGGAGGAGGCAACUUCUCAGGAGGUAGAAGCUGAUGUUUGUAUAAUAUGCCAGGAUGAAUACAAGAACCAAGAUAUGAUUGGAGUUCUUCAAUGUGAGCAUGAAUAUCAUGCUGAUUGUUUAAGGAAAUGGUUGCUUGUGAGGAAUGUCUGCCCCUUGUGCAAAUCAGAAGCAUUCAUUCUAGGGGUGUAACUCAGAAGGAAAUUAGGACUGUACUUCCCAAAAUCUCAGCCCAACAAGUUAUUGGAGAACACAGAAAAGUAAUUUAAAGCAGCUAGUUGAGCUAUGCUGACAUCGAAGUACUGCAGUGACUUGAGGUUUCCUAUUUCUCUGGGAAUGGUUCCAGUGAGCUCAUUCAUGGAAAGUGUUAUGAAUACAAUGUUUGUAAAUUUGAAAUUGCUGAGUGAAUUGUACCAGAAAAGUGGUUAUCCGAAACUUCUAAAUCUAUCAUUUCUCUCGUGCUUCCAGUCUCUUUAGGAAUAUUCA
Molecule: messenger RNA, 998 nt
Organism: Arachis duranensis
Lineage: Eukaryota; Viridiplantae; Streptophyta; Magnoliopsida; Fabales; Fabaceae
Product: probable E3 ubiquitin-protein ligase ZFP1
Exons: 5
Coding region: 147-704 (185 amino acids)
Cellular component (GO): nucleus
Molecular function (GO): ubiquitin protein ligase activity
Source: RefSeq, a predicted model, not a curated record